ACCAUGACCUCCAAAGCUUCAGCGCAGUUUCAGGUGUUUCCCGGAAAGGGGCUGGGCUUUAUCACUCUUGGUGCCUCCCUCCACAAUGUAUUAACUCGCGUCAAAUCGCAUCCUCAAACCUACCCUGCAGUCGAUAUCGCAUACUCUGCCUCUGAUCCGCUUCGCAAGCCGGUAAUCUUGCAGUUGCCAUCAAAUGGCCUUCGUCUGCGGUUCGAUGGGCCUGAUCAGCGGCUCCGACUAAUCGAGGUGCUGGACUUCUCGAAGACGACAUUAAUCUAUAAGAACCAAGAAGUAAUGAAGGGCGUAAAGCCGCAAGAGCCAGUCGUCUCGCAGCAAGGUCCGAGCUUUCGCCAUAUCUACAAUCGUCUGUUCGGACCUUCUUAUCCAGGAGAGUAUACCCCUCCGAUGGAUGGUCAUUCACCGUAUGGCACAUAUGUCCUGUCGUAUCCGGGUGUUGCGUUCUCGUUCCCUCUUCAGAACUCGGCAUGGUCAGAGCAGUGUGACUUUGUUGCCUUGCUAUCAUCAUCAGCGGCUCUUUCAGCGACUUCUAUGGCAAUAUUCCAGGGAGCUUCAUGGCCGGAAAGUCGCAACAAGUUAUUCUCGCAGCAACCACAAUAUCCUCGGUCUCCAGCGUUGGUUGGUAAAAUCCGUGACUCCGUACCAGACGAAGUCGAAGAGUUCAUCAUCUUCGGUGCCGGAAAGUUGGAGGUUGCCCGAAGAUCCAGCCCUCCGACUUAUAUUACCCUCUCGGAGACGACUCCUCAGGAUCUGAUCGCUGAAUUUGGACCACCAGACGCUAUUUAUCGUAAAAAUGAUCGAAGGAUCUCCAUACACCGGGCUGCCGGCGCAAAUAAUGUGGCGGGUGCGCUUCAAAUGAGUCCUUCUUUAGGUAGAGGGAUGGAUGUCACCGAUACUGAUCAGUCUUCAAGCAACAGUGUCACUGAUGACUCGGACGAAGAGAUUUCCCCGGUUAGCAAUGUGGAUCCCUCAUCACUUCCUACAGAAUGUUUCUUCAAUUAUUUUCACCAUGGUUUUGAUGCCUUUAUUUCGUCUCCUACUACAGCUGGCCCUGCGUUUCCAGGAUCCGACCUCCCCGAUCCAUCGCCUCCACCUCCUUCUUCUCAGCUAGUUGUUACUAAGAUCAUCUUGCAUGGAAAUGUUCCCGGUUCAUAUCCAUUCAAUCGGCACCGUCGCAGCCGUUGGACAAUCAGCCUCAACCCGUUGGGCGAUGUCGUGAAUUCGGAAACUCCAUACGACAGGAUCUCUGAGAAGCUCAGAGAGCUCUGGAAAGGAUCGUAUGCAAGCGCUGCUGAACAACGCGCAUUGCAACGCCCCAUGGUGCUGAAUCGCGGCUGGGGCGAUAGUCCCGAGAAUAGUGUCGAGUUUCUCGGUGGCUGGGAGGAAAGCACCGGUAGAGGUCAGAGAACAGGCCACGAUAGUCACGAUGGAGGACUAGGGAAUACGGAGUUGUUUGGAUUCCCCGGUCUCUUGUUUGAGGUUAUGAAGAAUGGGGCUGUAAGCUGUUUGACCAUAUAUUGA
Aspergillus clavatus NRRL 1 is the source of this 1539-nucleotide messenger RNA. RefSeq names its product UPF0183 domain protein. Gene Ontology annotation, cellular component: trans-Golgi network. The record is from RefSeq and is a predicted model, not a curated record. NCBI's taxonomy places the organism in Eukaryota, Fungi, Ascomycota, Eurotiomycetes, Eurotiales, Aspergillaceae. Gene Ontology annotation, biological process: Golgi to plasma membrane protein transport. The coding region runs from base 4 to 1539 and encodes 511 amino acids. The transcript is spliced from 2 exons.